AUCAAAUUUAUCUUCAGCUCCUUUGUUCAGACAAAAAUAAUUUUCGAUCCCUCUCCAUUUUCCCUCUCUUUUCCAUCUUUGGAGGGAAAAGAAAAGCUCUCCAAAAAAAAAACACCCGAACCAGAAUCCCGUUUUGCACUGGAACUUACUUACUGUGACUAAAGCUUACUGAAUUUUUCUUAUUGGAUUUAAUAUCGGGCGACAAUCUUUGAACUUUGCGCUUAUUGAAGUUCAGGUAACAGGGAUUGCAGUCCAAAGAUUGGUGAGAUCUUCACAUUGAAAUGCAAACAAGGAAAAGGGUUUCUGGAAGAAAUGCUUGUCGACAGCAUGCCAGUCCCAGAAUUUCGAGAGCUCAAAAGAAGACGUCUGAAAAUGUACAAGGUGCAGAAAAGAGAGUGACAGAGCUUAUUACGUCUUCAGCUAGAAAGCAGAAACUUGCAAAUCUGAAUAAUAGAUAUGGCUCGGAGCUUGAUAAAAAUUCAAAUGCUUGUUUGGAGCAUAACGCAGCUACCGUUGCUUCUGUGGAUCACAAGGGAUGUAAUGAGAGAAGUGCUCAUGAGUUGGAAACUAUUUUCUCUCCUGCUUUUCACAUAUCAAAAAUUUCUGGAGGGGAUAUUGCUAGUGGAGUUGACUUCAUCAAAUUCUUUUGGAGUGAAGACCAGAAGCUUCAUCAGGGUAGUGGAAUGGAAUAUUCACAAGUUGACAUGCCGAAAAGCCAUUAUGCUCAAGAAUCCUCCUUUGUAGACGAGAAGAAUUGCUCUUCAACUUCCUUCAUUGCAUCAGGUGAUUGUGACAUGGGAGAUGCAAAUGUAUCUUCCGGAAACUUAGGGGCACUGAGCUUUGGUCAUGAGUCGGUUGUUCUAGAUACAAACAUGGAUUCUUAUCGUGGUUCGGAGUCAGGGCCUGCCCUUUCAUCUGAAGUUUCUGCCAUCUAUCUGGCAAUGAAGAACUCAAAGUUAGAAUGUAUUGAUGAGCAUGGUCAAGAUUCUAUGUCGGCUGAUGUUUGUGUUGAGGAUGAAGAUUCUGAAGAAUUUGAUGACUUUGAUCCAUAUUUAUUUAUAAAAAAUUUACCUGACUUGUCCGCAGUUGUCCCCACUUUUCGGCCUGUGCUAUUACCGAAACAAACCCGGAGCUGUCCUCCUACUACUCUUGUUCUUGACUUGGAUGGUAAGAAUAUCAAGAUAUUUAGUUCUGUUGUGAUUUUUAUGAGCAUAAUUGAGACUUCAUAAAUGUCUAUCAAAUAUUGCUUGCUGUUCUUUGGUUGCUUAAUGCAACUUUAUAAUGAUAUUUAUCGAAGGGCGAGAAACAAUUGGUUUUCUUGUUAUCAGCUGGUCCUGGAUCC
Molecule: messenger RNA, 1342 nt
Organism: Carica papaya (papaya)
Lineage: Eukaryota; Viridiplantae; Streptophyta; Magnoliopsida; Brassicales; Caricaceae
Source: RefSeq, a predicted model, not a curated record